Molecule: messenger RNA, 25969 nt
Organism: Pocillopora meandrina
Lineage: Eukaryota; Metazoa; Cnidaria; Anthozoa; Scleractinia; Pocilloporidae
Source: the annotation of a GenBank genome assembly
AUGGCGGUCAAUGGGACUAAACCAGCCGAAUCUUUACGGUAUUUAGCAUGUUCCUUGGCUGCUUUAAAUCCAGCACCUUGGGAAAAGGUAAGAUCGGAAAUUUUUCGGAAAACGAUAUAUUCGUCGCUUACAUUGGGUACAAAAUGAUCAGAAAUGUGUUGAAAUUAUUUUGAAUAUUCACGUGAAGGAUCGGAAACUUCAGCUUACAUGUUUGUUUACUUAGGUAUGCGAACUCGAAUUUCAGCUCAAAAUUUUUAUGUGAUUGGAUCAACGACGUGAAGAUAGAUCAAAUGGUCUACAGCAUCAAACUUAAAAAUGUUUGAAAGUCGAAAAUAUUAAAUUUGAGAAGGAGACUUGUAUUUGAGACAAAAUCACAUCAAUAAUACUGGACAUUUUACAUGGCCUGCUAAUGUUCAUAAUCUUAAGCUUCCAUUUAUUGUUACUAUUUGGCUUUUCUUGAGAAAGCCGAAUUGCAGAUACCUAAGAGGAAUGCUUUGAGCAAGAAGUAAAACCCAUAACAAACAAACUAAACACACAUAAAAUAUCAAAUGAGGAAACUGAAGUGGGUCAGACAACCCUUUCACUUCAGCGCUAAGGGUGUCUGUUAUUUGUUUUAGCAGGAAUAUAUAUUUUUAUUUUUCCUCUGGUACUAUGCUUUUUGUUGUUUGUUAUUUGUUCUUUUUAAACCUUGAAUUUUACUUUAACCCUUUCACUCCCACAAGUGACCAAGACAGAAUUUCUCCUUACAAUAUCUAUACAAUGUCAAGCAGGUAGGUGAUGAGAAUAGAGAAGAAUAUCAAUUAUGGGAUUAUUAGUUGAUCCAAUACCAAAUUCUCUGAACUAACAUCAUAAGAAUUGUAUGGCAGAUAGUAAGGAGAAUUACUUAUUAGAUCUUGGGAGUGAAAGGGUUAAAUUUCUAGAAAAUAAUUAUUUCCCUUAACCUAUAUUUCCAGUUUAUCUUGUGCAUGAAUUUUAGGUAAAAUUACCCACCCCUCCAUCGGAACUAAGAUUAUUUGUUCUUUAUUUUCCUUACUAGGUAAAGAGAUUAAGCCGUCUGUGCCCAGCAAAUCCUGCUUCAGACACAGAAGUGUUUGUCUUUGAUCAACGUGGUACUGAUGGCGUUCUUGCUCUGGGAUUGUUUGAACUCCACUCCAGCUUGCAGUACAAGGAGAAAAUCAUGCCCUAUUUGGUGAAUGUUCUCAAGAGUUUACCAACUGCCAAAUGGCUGGAAGCGCGAGGUCCAGAGCUGUCACCUACCAGCCCUUUAGCAGGAGAAUUUGCAUUCUGUUUUGUGACACUUAUGAGUGGGCUGGCAGCAAAAGACAACAGCUUGGAUGGAGACAUCAUCAAAUUGCAACUUAACUUGUUCAAUACUGUAAUUGAACAGUGCUGCAGUUAUCAAGAGCUCCCUGACCUUAAAAAAGGUAAAAUGUUGUAAUAAAUACUUUUCAAAAAAAUCAGAAUUCUGUAAGCUGUUUCAUGACCAUCUUUAACCCUUUCUAUCCUAACAUCAGCAUGCCUAUUCUCCAUAAUGUUCUAUAGACAUUCCCUAAAGUACUGACAAGGAUAAUUUGUUUAUUAAUCAAGGCCUUCUUUACUUGGUGAUCAUAUCCUUUAUUCUCACAAGCUUUAUGUUUGAUUCAGCUGUAAUAUUGUAAGGAGAAACUACAUGUAGAUGUUAGUCACUCUUCAGGAUCGAAAGGGUUAAGCUGGGUUAACCCUUUAACUCCCAUAAGUGACCAAGACAGAAUUUCUCCUUACAAUAUCAAUACAAUAUCAAGCAGAUAAGUGAUGAGAAUAAAGAAAAAUAUAAAUUAAGGGAGUAUAAGUCGAUCCAAUACCAAAUUCUCCAAACAAACAUCAUGAGAACUGUAUUGUGGACAGUUAGGAGAAUUACUAAUGAGAUCUUGGGAGUUAAUAGGGUUUAGACUACCACACUAUACUUCUCAAAUAUUAUUUUAAAGUAAAUAUUGUAUAACUAAAAACAAUGAUUGCUUUUGGAGUUAUUGCUGAGGAUAAUUCACCAAUCAGAACCUCUGUAACAGUCCACUGAUCCUUGCUUGUUACUUUCAUCCAGCAAAUUUUUGUCGCACAACUGUUCCUCUUCUGUUGGGUGUGGCUCAAGCCCUUGGUGUCUCCAGUGUGUAUGUGUCUGACCCCUCCCUGAUCACAAAGCUGUUGUUUCCAAACAACUCUGGACAUGCUACUCCUACUGAACUUCAGCUGCCCAAGGCCCUGAGUCGCUCUGCUCCAAGACGAUUUUUGAGUUUUCCACAAGGCAAGAGAGAUAGCAGUUAUCAUUUAUCUGAUGUUCAGUUGAAAGACCUCAUCACAAAGGUAAGUUACCCAAGUGUGCAUUACAUGUAGUGCUUGUAAGUUUAAUAUUUACUUUAAGUUAUUGUUGUCAACUGAUGAAGCCGCCAACCUUGAAAAAGUGUUUUGCUGGAAUACAUGCCCAUACUGUGGGUAAAAAAAGUUGAUGAGUGCCUAGCUUUGUAAAGUCCCUCCUUCCCCAGGCCCCUUUCCCCCUUCAAAGAUAAAACUGAAGUUCACAGGUAGAGCAUUUUUAAAUUUUUUUUCAUUAUUUUUAAAAUUUUUUUUACUGGAUUACAAUUUCUAAAUUCACCAUUUUAUUAUGUGUCGAAAAUGGUGAAAAUCUGAUGAACCUCCAGCCUUGAAUAAGCACUUUUUCUCAAGGCCCAUUAACCCUUUAGUCCCUAAGAGUGACUAGCAUCUAAUUUCUCCACACUAUAUCACCCCCUGAAUCAAGCAUGACAGUUAUGAGAACAGAGGAGAUGAUCACCAACUAAAGCAGCUCUUGAUUGUUACACUAAUUCUCCUUGUCAGCCUCUUUGGAAAUGUAUUGAGAACAGUAUGGAGAAUAUGCAUACUGAUGUUAGGGGAGGAAAGGGUUGAUUUAUAAGCACCCAGGCUGCGUAAUCUAAUAAAUUAAUAGGGUAUGUAUCAUUAAUUCAUUCAUUGUUAUGUUUCGGACAGGUGGAACGAUUGAUUACUUCUCCAAUUCUUCAAGGCUUAGACAGUGUCUUGUCGGACUGCAUUCAGGUAAUGUGUGUAAUAGAUGAAUGCUAAUGGUGAAGAAUACAUGUUGUUAUUAUAAUGAUUAUGUAUGGUUUUAAUUGCAAUAUUUUGGUGGAAAUCUAUGCAAAGCAUGAUAUUGGGGUGAAUAAUCUGCUAAAGAAGACAGCUUAUAAAGACAUGUUGCAAUAAUAGUUUAUUUUUGAUGUACUUAUUGCUUUUUUCUUUUUCUUUUUCUUUUUUUGCCUUUCUAUUAAAAGCUUCACUCUUAAAGUUUUUUGAUAGUUACAUUUUUGGCCCCUAAUAUUGUGCAUCUACUAUUAAUAGAAAUCACCUACUUGGAGGCACUGUCAAUGUAUUUUAGAGUGGCCCUCACUGCAAUUUGCCUCCACCCUUUAAUACUCCUGGUUAGAAAAGAUGUGUUGACAAUGAAAUGUUUUGAUCAUAAAAAACCAAUGCAAUUAUGCUGAUUUGGAUUCAACCUAGUUUCUUUCAGUGUACCUCAUUGAAUCUUAGCAGUAACCAUUAACUAGCAUGUGAUGCAGUUUCCCAUAAUGCCAUAUUAACGAGGAAUUGAUUGAUUCAGUUUUCAUAAGCAGCGUGCCAUCUGUUGAAUCAGGUUGAGAUCCUUUCAGCAAUCAAUUUUUUAUGAUUGAUCUACUCCUGUGUUUAAAUAAUAUUUAUCAUUGAUUCCUAUCACUGGUAAGUGGUUGAUAAUACCUAAAGUUGUUGUUGUUGUUGUUUUUUUAAUAAGUAUGGACUGGAAAAUUUGUGAAAAUUCCUAAUUUAUUCAACUCAUAGGUUAACCCAUAUUUUGUUCUUUUGUGAUUAGGCAGACCUGUUAAAGACUUCUUUUCCAUUCCACUCGUUCAGUGAAGCUGUAUUGUUAUCUAUGGUAACAUUGUUAAGGGAUCUGUGUCAGAAUACUCCAGGUGAAGAUAUAUAUAUCCCUCAAUUACCAGAAUCUAACAACUAUUUUCCCCUUAAAUGAUUUUGUUUUUUAUUUAUACAUUUUUGAGCAUUUGCCCUCAAGAGAUACCCAUGGAUGCUUAUCUAAUGAGCUCAUGCAUUAAUAAAUGAAUCACAGCCACUCCGUUUGCAAUAAAGGGAAAUCAGUUCAGAGAGGGGACCUUUAUAACAGCAGUACAUGUAACUUGUGCAGAUUCUCUUAACCCUUUAAUUCCCAGAAGUGAUUCACAUGAAACUUCUCCCUACAAUACUCAUAAAUUAUCCAGCAAAUAGGUAGUUAGAGUACUCAAAUAUAUCAGGCAGAAGUUUAUAUCCUGAUCUAAAACCAAAUUCUUUUAUUUUAUCGAGAAGGACAUGUGUAGCAGUUAGAGGAGAGAAUUAACAAUUAGAUCUUGAGAGUCAAAGAGUUGAAUAAUUUUUGUCUCAGAUAAAUAAUUUCAAAUCUAGUGAAUUAGCUGUACUGAUCAGUCCCUGGAGUGACAGGUCUGACAGACGAAUUGAUCAAACAUGGACGGAGACUCUUGUAUAGACUAGGACAGUGAGGCAGAUACAAAUGUGUAGACAACUGAUAGAAAAGCAAAUAAAUAGAUGGGGCAAGUUUCUCAAGAAACUGUGGAGCUGAAUCGGUGGGAGAGUAUAACAGGGUAAUUUAGGAUUAUCAACUGAGUUGAUAACGUAAAUUGGCCACCGUAAAGAGUUUUAAAGUUGACGUUUCGCGCGUUAGCCCUUCGUCAGAAGUGUCUUGUUACGGUGGCCAAUUUACGUUAUCAACUUAGUUGAUAGUACUAGAGUACCCUGAUAGAGAAAUAGACAGAGGAGUGGACAAACAGACAGACAGAAAGAUAGAUGGAUGAUUGAGCAGUUAGACAGACAGACAGACGAAUGGAUUGGGACUGACUGACAGAAAAAAUGAGUUAAGAGGAUGAAGAGACUGUCAGUCAGACGAGGCGACUGAUGGAGCGAUUGACAGGAAUUAGCACAGUUUAACAACCGCAAAGAAAAAUUUUUGUUUUUGUUUUAUUUCAGGUAUUUCUGCAAGUGUGGCAAGCAGAGCUUAUAAUGUCGGCAAACAGGUUUUCACAACAGUGAAGGCAGAAUUUCAAAAGAAAGCAGAAAAUUCUGCAGCUUCGUUGCCUUGGAAGCUUCAAACUGUCUCAGCCAGUGUUGAUCUGAUGGUGUGGACAGCUGCAUUGCAAGAUGAGCAGGGUAUGUCACGUCGACCAUUGUAUCUUCUUCAAAGUUGCCAUUGAAAAUUAAAAACCACUCGAUUUACUCUUUAAAUCGGUGCUAUUGGAUCAACGUCACGCUCCGUCGCGGAAAAUUACCAAAUGAACUUCGCCCUUGCUCAAACUCUGCGCCUAAGGUCAGAGCUGAAUAACGCAAUGCUACGUCAUGGCUAUGCUGUCAAUAACGCAGGCUCAAGCGCUUGAGAUAAAAAUUUCAGCGAAAUUUACGGAGGAAAAAGGGGCGGGCAUUUAAACCUUAAGCAUCUUGUUGUCGUUGAAGCCAUUUUCUCCGACGUUAUUCAGCUCUGUCGCGCCCAAGCUGUAUAUGAUCUUCAUUUGUAUUGUCGACCUUGAAAAAUAAUGUUUCCCUUGCUUCAGUUAUGUGUGUUUUUUGUUACAGAUGGUGAUACACUCUGCCAGAAUAUUUCAGAGUUCUUGUGUUCCAGCUUAGCUGUGUCCUUGGCUCAGACGGGCAGUUGUCUCUUUAUCCUGUGUUGUUUGGAAGGGCUUGCUACACUGGCGGAAAAAAUUCCAUCAUUAACCAGGUGAAGAUAAUUUGCGCGAUUGUGUGCAGUGUAUUACUUGAAAAGAAAAAUCAGAGUGGUUAAUGACUGUAAAUAUGUGAAAAUCAUAUAUGUGAACUACGGGCAAAGAAACAAAUAUUCGUUUCAAGGGUAGUUUAUAUCUGUAAUAUCUUUUUGUAUUCAAUACAUUAAAACAGAAGUUGCUCGGAAUCGGCGACUUUCCGAAAAUGAGCAAAAUGUUUGCGAGAUCAAUGAACAUGUACUUAGAUCUGUCCCCGAAUCUCCAAAGUUCUCUUCAGUCUGAUAAUUGAUCUCAUUAAGAUUGUCUUAAAUCUUCUCUGAGUGGAAGAAGAUUGCUGUUCUCCAGAAUUUUUUGUCUUGGUGGUGAGAACGAUCCUUUUCAUAUGUUCAAUCACGAAACAAUAACCCAGUGGUUGAACAGUUUUCCCAGCUAGUUCCCUCUACCAACUUCACUCCUGACUCUAACUUAAAGGUCAUGAGAAUAAAGGGAAUGAUCACUAAUUGAAGAAGCUCUUGAUUGUUAAACAAAUUCUCCCAGUCAGCACCUUAGAAAAUGUAUAGAGAACUGUAUGGAGAAUAUGCAUACUGAUGUUUGGGUGUAAAGGGUUGAAUGAAGCGGAAGAGUUACUUCUUCAAGUCGAUUGGCCCAUCAGUGCCUGUGUAAAUCCCUUUUAAUUCCAUUGAUUAAAAAAAUAAUAAUAACAACGACAAUAAUAAUUUCUUUCUUAUUCCAUUUAAUAAUUUAGAUCAUAUUGUAGCGUUACCUUUUACUUGUGUUUCAUUUUGUAGGCCGGUACUGACCUCACUGAAAGACUUCCUUCUUCAACCUGCACCUCUGCUUGUUAAGUUAUCUGAAAAUAAAAAGAAACCAACGGCGGCAAACAUUGUAAUGACGGUGUCAUCAGACACCAACGACAAAUACCUUACAGUUAGUCAUGCCUCAAAUAAGGAGACUGAAGAUUCACCGUACCAGAAAGUUAGAAAAGUUACGUUGGACAGUAUUUGUCGGUAGGUUGAGAUUUUGAAUAGCUGUUUUUGUUUUUUCUUUCCUAUUGCUGAUUUGAACUGGUUGUAAACUUCUGUUCAUUUAGCCACUGAACUAAGACAAUCUUUUCAAGUUCUUCGGGGAGAAAUUUUCGGGUAAAUUUCAUCAUGGUGUUUGAAGUCUCAGUGUUGGAAAACAUUCCGAGGCACGCUCAACUUCUUUGCGAGUAAGUGCCAUUUUGCCACCUGAAAUCAUGGAUUGGUCGCCAGAAAUAAGCUUGAUAAGAAAACAAGAAAAGGACACUUUGUGCAGCUUACAAAAUUGUAGAUCUUGAAAGUUGAGCACAGGUACCUUUCUCCACGACGGCCAAAAAUAAGCCUCGCAAUUGGCCACUUUCGUAUUGAAUAUACAGCAAUCGCCAAGGUUUCUCUCUACUCGCCGUUGCGAAAAACAGUCCUAGGUUGAAGCGAAAUUUGAGUUUGCCAAUAUACUUUCAGGGUACUCAAGUCAGGUCAAACUGUUGACGAGAACUGUGUCCAAGCUUUCCUGGCCCGCGUCGCCAACAGACUCUAUAUUUCAGAAAGUAGUGACGGCAAUUCCACUCUCAUCUCUACCAACGCCAUUCAGACGCUGGGCUAUGUGGCUUUCAUGUUGCACUCUGUUCCUAAGACAACAGAGUCUGUGCUGACGAUUCUGCAACAGAGAUUCUGCCGCCCGCCCUCAUCUCUGGAUCCUCUGAUUGUGGAGCAACUUGGAUACCUUGUUCUUACAGGAUCGGUAUGGUUAUACUUAACUAUUUACGCCCUAAUAUCAGCAUGUAUAUUCUCCUUACUGUUCUUUAUAUAUUUCCAAUUCUACCGAAAAGGAGAAUUUAGUUAAAAAUCAAGAGCUUUUUCCCCUUAUUCUUAGGAACCUAAUAUUUGAUUGAGAAAUUAGAUGCUAGUCACUCAUAUGUGUUUAAGGUUAAUCUUCAUGAGCUUCUUCUAUGUAGCAUUAUCAGUUCUAAUGGAGCUUUCCGAUUGAGUCCCCUAAGUCCUUAAAAAAGAACAAAGGGCGACAUCAAAUGAAAACGAGCAAAUUGGCUGAAGGGUGGGAAACGGGAGUGACGCAAGUCAGUAUUUCUUUCAGUCUUGUAUCUGUUGUUUAAAAGGUUGGCGCGAGUUUCCGUAACUAAUCACAGGGCGCAGGAAAGUUAUGCUUCGCUGUGAUUGGCUGCUUCAUAAUGACACGUGAUCAGGUGCCCAGUACGACUCAAGGAAACCGCCAUUGUGUAGUUGCAAUGGCGCGAACACAUGGGAAGAGACAACAUCGUGAAAGAAACGAUGAUAAUUUUCCAAUUGUAGGAACAGUCUUAUCAGCAGAUCAUGGGGAUGUUCAUGAAGAUAACAGUAGACGCAGGUUCAAUGGCGUAUUCUCCAGAGCCUUCGAUCAAUGACAAAACGGAGGGCUACAGGUGAGUGUUAUCUGUAGAAUGAGAAAUAAUGGCACACAAGCUUGGAGACUCAUUCGGCUAGAGCGCAUCUUGGUUUCUAUAGCUCUACGUACAUCUUGCUACAACCCCUAAUUCUCAGAACUAGUCAACAAAGAAAUGUCUAAUUACUUGUUAGGAGAAUUCACCUUCCGAAGUCGAAGUUUUAUCUGUGUGCAGGGCCCGAUGUGCGAUGAAUUUGUACGCACAUUUUAUUUUAAAAUCCUCAGGCACUGUGCUCUUGCCGUCAUCAAUGCGUACACCAACAUAGCGGCAAAUCUUGACGGGGAGACCAAGCUUCAGGAUUACUUGGUGCGCCUGUUGGAGCUGUUUGUACAGUUGGGAUUAGAGAGCAAAAGAGUCAGCGAAAAAGCGCCUGUGGCUUUCAAGGUAAGAUUACGUGUACGCUAUCUCUUUAAAACGUCAUAAUUUUUUAUGAGUUAUAGAUAUGUUACCGAAAAAACGAGCCUCUGUUACAACGUAUUAACAAUACUUACAGUUCGGCUACUGUUAUAUAAAACUGGCAAAUUCAAUUUAGGAAAAGAACAAUGGAUUCCAUCUAAAAUCUUUGUGUAUUUGCUUCCUUGCUGAAUGUGAUUCCAGUCCAUUGCAGGCAACCGCUCCCCUCCCCUCCCCUUCACGAGUAUAUUUCAUUUGACUUUCCUUACAGUUUGCUAGUACUCUUAUGUACUCCCGGGUGGAGAGGCGUACUGUGAGAAUAAAGUCUCCCACCCAAAAACAUAGUACAAUGACGUGUUAGGUUUCCACCCAGACUUCUCGACCCAGAGUGUAGCACACCAACAGUUAGGGCUCUGCUAAUCCACUUAUCGAAUAUUCAGCUGAGGCUGUCACCCUACCUCCGUGCUGGACUGUCAGCUCACAUGUACGCUGUUGCUUACUUUUAAACACAGGCUUCAUCCAGCGCAGGAAACCUUGGUGUCCUCAUCCCAGUCAUAUCAAUUGUAAUGCAGCGACUUCCAGUCAUUAGUGACCCCAAGCCUCGCCUUCACAAGCUUUUCCGCGACUUCUGGCUCUAUUGUGUUGUGAUGGGCUUUGGUGUUGAAGGGUCCGGUAUCUGGCCUCACGAGUGGUAUGAAGGGGUCUGUCAGAUCGCAUCCAAGUCUCCGUUGCUCCUUGGCACAGGUCAUCUCCGAUCAGAACUGAUGUACAACUCUGCCUUGAGGAAUGAUUCGGUGGCUCCGGUAUAUGCAAUUUUUUUUGUUUUUGUUGUUUUUGCUCCACAACGACAAAGCGCGUUUGGUUGCCGAUAAAUCACAGCAGUGAUAUCCGAAAAGGUUUAAUUUUAUUUAAUAGAGACCAACAAGGAGGCAUCAAAACAAAACAAAAAAAUAAUGAGAACUAUAGCUCUCUCCGUCCUCUGAAAAACCACAGUGUGAAAUCCCCAAAAUUCGCGUCCGAGUACAAAAACCCAGACAGAAAAUCAUUUAGAAUCUCAUUUGGGGCCCAACGGUGUUCACAUGCGUGAAAAGCGUGACGAAAAAAGGGUGAAAAGCGUGAAAAUUUAGCGUGGUAGGCCCUUGUCACUGAGUUUUCGAUGAACCACUGAGGUUGCAAAAUUUCGUGCUUUACCUGGGACAACACUUGUAAUUGACAUUUUCAAACAAAAUAACUUGUACCACCAAAAUAAUUUAGAAUUUCCGUUUCUCUCCAUCACCAGGCUGAACUGAAUGAAGUACGCACAACUUUGCUAGAGACUCUUGAAAACCCUACAGAAAUUGUCACUCUGGUGAACAAGUUAAAUUUUGGUCAGUGCACAUACCUACUCUCAGUGUACAGACUGGAAUCACUCAGGGUGUCGUCUGAUCCAGGAAAGUUCUACUCCAUUUUUGACUACUUGGAGGACAAAGCCAUUGAAAAAGACAAAGCUGGUAAGAAAAUAAGACUUAGAUGCAAGAGCAGGAAGGCAGCAUGGCUUCCGAGUUUGCGGCGCGUGGUUUGAAAUCUAAAGCGCCCAGUUUUAAUUUAUUUACUCGUUCUGCUCAUCAAUUUGAUUUAUUUUCUCAGUAGUCGCGAGUUUAACUUCUAUACUGAACGUUUUAACCCCUUGACUCCCAGAUCUCCUUCUCCUUACUGUCUGUCAUACAAUUUUGUGAUGUUUGUUACUAGGAAAUUGUUAUUCGAUCAACUAAUAAUCACCUAAUUGACAUUUUCUUUACCCUCAUCGCUUGUCUGCGCAAUAUUGUGUGGAUACUGUGAGGAAAAAUCUUUUCUUGGUCAUUCGCCGGAGUUUUAGGGUUAAUUGGAACUAUUUACGCUAAAAUAGUAUUCAGCAAGUUUCGACAGUGGCAGGAACCCUAACAUCAGUAGACAUAUUCUCCAGACUGCUCCCGAUACAUUUCCUGAGGUGCUGACGAGGAGAAUUUGUUUAACAAUCAAGAGCUUCAAUCGUUGGUGAUCAUUUCCCUUUUUUCUUGUGACCUUAUUUGUGAUUUGGGGGUAAUGGUUGUAGCCGACUUGUGCGUUUUAGAUCACUCUUAAAUAUAACUGGUUAUUCAUUUUGUAAUGUUAUCAGGAAUCUGGCAAUGCAUUUCCGCUGUUGGAGAUAAAGUGUUCUCGGUUUUUCUAAACGUUAUGUCCAACAAACCUAGAACAAUGGAGAGGGAGACAGAACUGGAGAGGCAUGCACAAUUUUUGUUGGUGAAAUUUAAUCAUCUUCAGAAAUGGAUAAGGCGCGUUGCCGACAAGUAUCUAUCUUCAUUUGUUGACAAGUAAGUAGAAAAAUUUUGUGCGACUUUUAUUUGACCGUCGGAAGUAAUCCGAAAGUUCAUUGGGUUUGUGAUUGGUGUAGAAAACUCACGCCAUUCUUCCAACCAAUCAGAUGCAAAACUAGAGACACUCGCAAAUUUGUCACCCGCGUUUUCCCGCGCUUCAGGCAGUUUGAUUUUGUAGUUGAGUUCUUAUUGGUUCCUUUUGCGAUUUGCUCUGCUCUGAUUAGCUAUUGUUAUUACUGUAGUUCAGGUUUCACGACACUUCCACGUGCGCUCUUUAGAUUUACUUAAAUGGUAAUUCAUUUAGCCUUUUAGCCCCUAAGGGUGACUAGCAUCUAAUUUCUCUUUACAAUAUCACCCCAUGAAUCAAGCAUGACAGUUAUGAGAAUAGAGAAGAUGAGCACCAUAAUGCAGCUCUUGAUUGUUAACCAAAUUCUCCCUGUUAGCCUCUUAGGAAAUGUAUAGAGAACAGUAUGGAGAAUAUGCAUACUGAUGUUAGGGUGUAAAGGAAAAAGAUAUCAGCCAUGGCCUCAAAAGAAACGCAAUUUACUCAAUUAAUUUUUCUUGGUCUUUUUGUCUAACAUAGGUUUCCGCAUCUUUUAUGGAACGGCAGGGUGCUCCAUUUUAUGUUGGAUCUUUUGCAGGAAUUAUCCAAAUGUCUGAUCCAUCCAGUAAGUUAACAGCCAAUCAAAGAACGUUUAUAAGUGCUUCGUGAUAAUUAACACGCAAAACAAGCAGUUAAUUAGGAGGAAAUAAUUAAUAUAUAGGCUAGAUUUUAAACCGCCUAGUUGCAAGAGUAACAAUCCAUCCAAGAGAAAAUUGCUUGCCGAGUAGACGUUACAUUUUGGGUUUUUCAGUUGGAAAGUGGGAAGUGUUAAAGGUACGAUUUUUGUGAAUAAUCCAUUUUACAGUUGCGUGCUUGGUUGCCAAGCCUUUGAACAGGAGUGAUGCUAAGGGUGACCUUGAUAUGAUACAAACCUUGUUGCUUCUCAAAUGUAAAUUACUAUGUUAUCAUGUUAACUAGACACUGGUCUCUAUCGCAACAUGGUCAACUUCAGCCUCACUCUAAAUCAAAGGCUUGGCAACUGAGUACACAACUGUAAAAUGGCCUAAUGCGUGAAUUAUGUGUAAUAAUACUCAUUGUCGCUUUAUGCUGUUGAAACCAGGAUAAGCUCCGGCAGAAUGAGCCAGUAGACUUGAUUUAAGACAACUUACCUACCUACCUACCUGUCCUAUGAACGUACUAAGUUUUGUUUUCCCCAUCAUUGGCACAAUUCAGAAUGAAAACCACCAGAAAAUCGAGAUAACGGUGCCCAGCUCUGUACCUGUCAGGCUGCUUGUUCCUGAAGAGAUGGACGGCCGUGAAGGGACAGUUAGAGAUUUUGCUGCGCGCUGCAGUGGAAUAAUAAAGGAGGCGCUUAAGUGGGCGCCGGAGACAACCAGAUCAUUAUUACAGGUGAGUCAUCAUCAUCAUUGUCCCUACCCCUCCUUGUGAAUAAUAGCACCAGUCUCUCUCUCUUUCACUCUCCGGGCUGAUUUAUCGUCCGCAGCUGUGGCUGCUUCAUUGCAGGUUCUCAGGUGGGUUUGAUGAAUUGAUCCUUGACCAAGACAGAAUUUCUCUUUAUACUAUCAAGACAAUGUCAAGCAGACAAGUAAUGAGAGAAAAAAGAAAGAAAUAAUCAAUUAAGGUAGUGAUAGUUGAUCUUAUUACAAAUUCUCCAGAGUUGUACAGCAGACAGUAAGGAGAAUUUGGUUGGUUGUAACUUGUGUGAGACAACUUGCCUGAAAGCGCGCGACCUUUUCAUUACAACGUCCGUGCAUGCGCAGAUGUUUGAUCGCUGUGAUUCCUAUAUCGCGCUUUUUUCUGUUGUAGGAUUACAUCAUGGAGCUAGGAAAUGCAUCUCAGGGAGGGAUCCACCACACUGGUUUGUCCCUUGCUACGGAGAAUGUCUUGCAGUUUGCUGGACUUAACCCUUCUUCUGUAGCGGUUAGUCACGUGUUCCUUGAGAAACGACCGAAAUGUGUGAAACAAGACACUUCGCAAGUGGUAUCUGGACUGACCUUGAGAAGCAGAUAUCUGGGAGAGGUAAAUAUGGCACAUAUCGCCCAGUAGAUGAACUUACACCAGGAAGUAUGUUUCUUGCUUCCAGAAUUUUUUGUUCUACUUCGUUUGCUUUCAUCUUUUCUUUGCUGUGCUCCGCAUUAAGACAGUUUGAGAAAAGAUGCUAAUAAUUUGGCCCGCCAAGAGCACAGAGUGAACUGACACUAGAAUCGCUGACAAGGACCCCUCAUGUAUACAUAAAUGUGUGUUUGCUGAUAGUGUUUACGCUCGUAUAUAAAGCCAACAGAAUUUGCUGAAUCAAAUGCGAGAGAUAAUUGGUUUUACUUGGAUCGAUUGUGUCGAAGGAACUUUCAUUUUUACUUUGUUUUGUCUGCUCAGCUGGCUAAGCACGGUCAAAGGCAGUUGGAAGUAGAUACUAUUCUUUUUCACGUUCUUUGUUCGAUUACUCUCGCUGUAGAUUUCUGGAAUAAGGGAACUACUGACCAGUCAGACGUCUAAAAAUAAAGAUGUGAAUGAAACAUUAUCCGCCAUGUUAAAUAAACAGUUAGAGGAAGCGAAAUCGGGCAAGGAAGAUGCUUUUGUAGCCGCCAUGUUCAGAGCAUCAGCGUUUCUUGUGACUUCACAAGGUACUGCAUUCACUUUUACUACAUCUUAUUUUAUGCAAGAAUGUGAAUUGGUAAUUCAGGGCCCUAAAUGAAAAAAAAGUCCUAAAUUGCCUUUUGGCGAAAAAUGGUCGCCAGCAGUAAAUUUGUAAUCGUCUAUUUAAGACAAAAUAGUCAGUAGAGCCCUUUUUAUAUAUCAUAAUUUAUGCCUGACAACAUUUUACAACGUACGGAAAUAAUUUAUUUAUCUUAGAACAAAUUUGUCAUUAUAUUACACACAGUGUCUUACUUUCCAUAGUUUUUUUCGCUUCUAAACUUAUGCUGGUACGCGCACGAGCGAGCGACCUGAAACUCUGCCAGAAAAUUUUGUACUCGCAGUCAAAAAUGUCUGAGAAUCUAAAAAAAGUAUCUAUUCUUUGUUUUCUUCUAGCUGUUGAUCGACAGCUACUGCAUAAUCUGUGUUGGUGUCCGGCUGAUUUGUUCACUGAGCUGUCCAUGUCCACCGCUGUGUCGUGUUGGGAAUGGAUCAUGGGCGCGCGACAAGAUCUGGAACUUCCAGUAAGAUUUUUUUUUUUCUUGCAGCAGUCUCCAUUGGUUGAUUUUGAUACUCAAUAAUUCUAGUUAUGAACGAUAACUUUUGUGUAUUUCCAGAUGUUAAGUAAAAUCAGCGCCGCAUGGCAGUGGACGGUUUGUCGACGGAUCGGUUUAUUUGCAGCAGACCAGCUGACCGAGAGCCCACUAUCAGCUUUUUCCGACAACAGAUCCCCACCCACUCCCCCUAAUGUCGCUCCACAUGACAUUUGGAUCAAGUUUCUUGUUCGUCGGUUUGAAGUGAUUAAGUAUUACAGUCGUGACCAGGUGAGGGACAGAAAUGUGUUCAAAAACAACUCCAGCGCAAAUAUAUGAUGAUAUAUUUUUUUCAACUUUGCUUUUUUGUGGUCUUAUUGGAGGUUGUGGUGCUAGUAUAGGAGUGUUUUGUGUCUCAUUCUGUACUGGGAAAAAGUACAUAUUAUUUUUCAUAGAGAAUAUUUUUGAUAACCUCGAGAAACGCGAAAAACAUGAUUGUUCAGCGUAAUUACGAGAAAAAAAACACAACUUACCUUAACCCUUUCACUCCCAGUUGUGAUCAAGACAGAAUUUCUCCUUACAAUAUCAAUACAAUAUCAAUCAUAUAAGUGAUGAGAAUAAAAAAAAUCAAUUUGGGGAUAAUUAGUUGAUCCAAUACGAAAUUCUCUGAACUAACAUUAUAGAAAUUGUUCGGUUGACAGAAAGGAGAAUUACAAAUUUGAUCUGGGAGUUAAAGGGUUAAUUGUUGAGUGUCUGCCUUAAUGGGAGACAGCCAUUUUGUGUGCGCGCCAGUUCUCUUGCAACAUUCUCUCUCUCUUUCUUCCAUUUCACCCUUUAACUCUCAUGAGUGACCAAGACAGAGUUUCUCCUUACAAUAUCAAUACAAUAUCAAGUAAGUAAGUGAUGAGAAUAUAGGAAAAUAUCAAUUAGGGGAUUUUUAGUUGAUCCAAUACCAAGUGCUCUUAAUUAACGUCGUAAGAAUUGUAUAGCAGACUUUAAGGAGAAUUUUUAAUACAAUCUUGGGAAUGAAAUUAUUAAAACAAACUUUUACUUAAGGAUGUGUUUUUUCUUAUAUUUCUAUCUUCUGUAGGUGGAGAUAUUUGUUACAAUGCUACAGCGUUGUCUACCACUGUCUGUCCAAAGAAAGAACUUUGUUUCCCGGCACAUUGCUGCUCUCAGAGCCAGGUUUCGGUUACUUCAUCUUGGACUGUCCAUUCUUCAAGGGGACUUCUUAUCAAACUCAGUUAUGAAGAAUGUUUUAAGGGAGAGGAUCUACUGCAAUGCUUUGGACUAUUUCAGGUACAGUUUGUACUGGUGUAUAGAGUUGAAAAGCUAACGUUUCGAGCAUUAGUCCUUCGUCAAUCGCUCUGACGAAGAGCUAACGCUCGAAACAUCUGCUUGGUGGCCAAUUUACGUGAUCAACUCAGUUAAUAAUACUAAAUUACCCUUUUAUACUCUCCCACCGACGCAUUACUAUAGUUUCUCUAGAAACUUACCACUUUUAUUAAUGGUUAACUAGCUAGAAUUAAGUCGUCAUAUUUUGUGCAAUUUUUUAGCUUUUAAAUAUGAUAUAGUUCAAAUCAGGGACAUGUAAAAAGCGAACUUCGCGGGUGAGUCAAAAAAAAUAAUUAAAAAAAAAAAAAUGAUAGAAAAAAUUCAGGCUUCGACGGGAUUCGAACCCGUCUCUCCUAGACACUCCUCGGACGCUUCUGCCAACUGGACAACGGUACCAGAUGUUGGGAGUGAGGUUUCCUUUCUGUCAUUGCGAUAAUUUCAGAUCACAUGCCAAUAUCGUUUAUACAAUGUAUUUUAUCCUUGGGUCAAAAUGCCAUCUCUCUCAUUUAACUGUGUAGCUCAAGCCAUUGCAAUUUAGCUUGAGAAUUCUGCAAUCUCCUCAUUUUUGCGACACUCAGAAAACCUGUAAAACCGGAAGUAUCUCUUGAAGGUGACUUUUUUCGAUAAAAGAAGAAGCCAAUCAGACGAAAGAAAUCUUUACUGUACAAAGUAACGCUAAAUAGUUUGAUGUUUGGCUUUUUUUGCUUACAAUUUCCUGUUUCCCAUGUUAUUGGAAAAACUUAUGUUUGUGGAGAUGUUCAUAGUUUCCUGAGUUUGAAUACGGAUUCUAAAGAACGAAGUUUAAAAAGCAAGGCGUUGUAUUACUCGCCCCAGUCUCUCAUCCGUCUUUCUUGUAUCACUGUUGGUAGCGUGGAACCAAUGUGGCCAGUCAGCAAGGAUGUAGAACUGCGGGAAGACAUUCAGGUGUUGAUCAAAUUCUGGCAGGCCAUGCUUUCCGACAAAAAAUACAUGAAGUACUUUAUGGUAGCGGCGCCUGUAGACACCAGCCAGCUUUUAACGCAUGGCUCCUCCACAGGAUCUCAAUACACCAGUGGAUCAUCGGGCAUAGGACCCUUCCUGCAGGUAUGUAUAACGAUCCCUAAUGGGGGCUCCAUAACACUUGUGACCUAUCUAGAUAAGGGCCUUAUCUGCAGGUACGUUAAACUAUCCCUAAAGGGGGUUCCAGAACACUUGUGGAUCAUCCGGCUUAGGCCCUUUCUGCAGUUAUGUUUGACAAACCCUAAUGGGCGUUCCAGAACACUUAUGGCCUAUCUGGGUUAGGGCCUUAUCUGCAGGUAGGUUUGACGAUCCCUAAGGGGGGUUCCAGAACACUUGUGGUCCAUCUGGGUUAGGGGCUAAGUUGUUGGUAACUUUAACGAUCCCUAGAGAAGACCCGAUGCCCAAUUGCAUCAUUUUUCUGAGGGCUUUGUUUGCAGGUAAUUUUAAUGAUCUUAGGACGCGUCCCAUUAUCAGACUUGGGUCCUUAUUUAUAUUUUUAACACUUAUUUCCUGCGCGUUUAGUUUUUUGUGUUUUUCAAUUAUUUUGUUUAUGUGUUUGUUUUUUUUUGUUGGUUAAAUGAGACUUGAUUGUACUGAACUGUUGAACUCUGAGAAAAUUAAAGUUGUAUUCAAUGGUGCGAAGCUAGAGGCUUAAAAUUUCUUGCUCGUAUUUCUAAUUUCCUUCGCCUCUUGAAGUUCCGGAGAUUGUGGUACAAUUUAUAAAAUUAGUUUCACGUGAGUGAACCGCGUGUAGUAUUCCUCGCGCGAUACACGCGUGUUCCUCCCGUUUCAGAGCGCUUCUUUCUCAGGAAGAUAAAACUAACCGGCAAAUCGUUUCGUGAUGCUUCUUCGUGUUCUCGCCUAAUGCUGCUGAUGGACACUUUAUGAGCUGAUUGCUAAUCGCCAAACAAUGUUGUAACAGGUUCAAGGGUCAAGACGAAGCUCUUAUGCGCUUUUUAUGGAAGAUAUGGUAAUGCGUGAUUUGCUUGUAACACUGGCAUCUAUAAGAAGGCUGCCUCUUUGGACGCACUUCUAUGUUUUUUGUUUUUUAUUUUUUGUUUUCUUUUCUUUGUCUUUUAAUUUUGAGUUUAUUUCUUUUUAUUGUUUUAAUCUGUUAUUUUUACAAUUUGUGUUGGCUUUUGUUUGGUCUCUCUACGUUUUUCCAAAGUGGACAUGGCCUGUUCCAGGCGGUCAAUUAGAAAAACGGAGCGCGGUGAUAAACAGUGCUAUAUUCGCAGCUGAGUUAAAAAAAAAAAAAGAAGAAGAAUGUUUUGUUCAUGAGGCGACUCGACCCAGGCUCCUUUUUAUUUUUCGGUCCCUGCAACUAUCGAACUGUUUAAUGCAGACAGUGGUUUUGAGGUUACUUUCUUCAACUUAGAUCAAAAUGAAGUCACAAGAUUGUCUCAAAUAACGUUGUUGAUCUGUCAACGGGUUCCCGAAGUCAUAUUGUUAAUUGUAUGUUAAGCUCUUUCUAAGAUAAACCCUCAAGUUUUACUGGUUAAAUGCACAAAAAUAAGAGUUAAUCUUCAGGAGCAAGUUCAAUUGCCAAAGUUGAGAUGCAUGCGUUUAUAAUUUUGUUUAACAUGGUUCGUUGCCAUGUGACCCCAGGGCAAUCGUUGGAUGAACACAAUACCGCUGUCUAGCAGUCUUUCUUCUCGACGCUCAGCCACAGAGGGCUCAACUGGAAAAGAGGCCACAGGCGGGCAACAUGUUCUAAAGGAUUAUUUGAAGCGACGAAAUCUGAUUCUGGCGUUGAUUCGUCGGGAGAUUGAACGGUUGUCGACUUGGCAUAACUCUAUGGCUCGCCCAGAGCUGAACUUCACCGGAAUGGAGUCAUUGGUGAACUGGGCAAAUCAAACAGUUUUUACCGAGAGGAUUUGGAGGGACCUUGUGAGGCUUGCUUGGCACAUCUCACCAGACAUUGCUGUGUUUCUACCAGCAAGGUAAAUUUUAAGUCUUUUUCCGCGUGACAGUGCUACUAUGUAGUUUUCAAUUGAAAGGACAAACGAUAGAGUUAAAUUCUUGGAAUUUUUCUAAGAAACACUUUGCACAACAUGAUAAACAGUACCAUAAUGACAUCAGACUACUGUUCUGUGGCUUUCAGUCUAAUAGUCGCACACCAAGGUUUGAAUCACCUACUUAAAAGUUAUAAUCACCUGGGACUGUAUCAAAAAUCAGUAUCACUGCUCCACACCAUUAUUUGAAUGUCACUCUCAAAGAUUUCAUCCGAAGACAUGAAGGGUUGAAUAUCUUAGUGCAGCAAAAUAAACUUUACCACGUCAAUGAACUGUUCAGUAGCUUUUUUUGAAUGAUUACACAUUAGGGUUUCAUCUUCAGACUUGAAAGUUCAGUGCACCUUGUACAUCAUAAGUGACAUGAUCGCAUGUCAAAAUAUUGCUCAGUGGCUGCUGUUUGAAUGAUCACACGCUAGCAAGGGUUGCAUCCAUAUCUUCUUUUCUAAAUUGGUUCAAUUCACUUUUCGAAGGUUCAAAGAAGUUUCUGCAGUACACAAAGAAGUCAGUCGCUUGGUCCGAAUCCAUCCAACAGCAGUAGCUGAACUACCCGAAGCUAUACAGGUGACACGAAGCUCACAACAGGAUAUAGAGAUUAUUCCGUGGAAAGUGCGCACGAACGAUUUUUAUUCUCAAGUUACGAUGCAUAAAAAAAAAAAAAAAUCGAGUCGAGUUUUGUGCUCGAACUGUUGCUUCGAACAGGUGCUUGAAGCCUGUUUAAUUUGCCCAAAAGGUUACUCUUUUUUUCCUCUCUUUCUUGUUUUUAGUAUCUGGUCACUGAAAAGAAUAUCAAAGCCGAUAUUCCUGAGCUCACGCACAUUCUGUGUUGGUCAGCCAUUCCCCCUGUCCAGGCCAUGGCGUACUUCUCACAACAGUACCCACCCCACCCUCUGACAGCACAGUAUGCCUUCCGUGUGUUACAGUCCUUCCCGCCGGACGCCAUAUUGUUAUAUAUUCCUCAGCUGGUGCAAGCCACUCGCUACGACGCACUGGGAUUUGUAAGUGAGUACAUCAUGUGGGCCGCGAGGCAUUCACAACUUCUUGCUCAUCAGGUGGGUAGCAAAAUAUGUUGUUAUUUGUGUUGCAGACACUGGUACGAACGAAGCCAUUGCGCUCAACUCUGGAUCGAAAAGUGCAGAUUCUUGCAAUGUCUCUCUCCACCUGGUAGUUUAGAUAGUUUCUGUAAAACUAGUUGCCGAAAUCUUUUUAAGUGCCAAGGAUAGCCUGUUAUGGACUGGCAUUCCAGCAAGCAAACGAAAUAGACCUGCUAAUGUCUCCAGAGCUGUACAAGUCAGUUUCGUAUGUUAGACUCUUAAAACUAAGGUAAACUUAAUCGUCCUCGAACAUUUCGGCAGGUUUCGCCUAGCGUAGAUUGCUUGACGACACUGAUGUGUCAUGUUUGGAGUUGCAUAGAUUACGUGACGUGUUAUGAGCAUUACAGUUUACGUAAUGUUUUUUGUGCUGCAUAGAACUGCAUAUAAUUUUUGAUUUGGAAAUUAAUAUGGAUGUGUAUAUUCACUAAAGCCUCAAUUUGACGCGAAAAUUUGUACGGUGAUUUGUCCGCGGAUAUUAUCUGUUCCAAGAUGCGAACAGUUUUCCGAGCUCGAGGAAAACUGUGCGCUUCGAGGAAGUUAUAAUGCCCAAGGACAAAUAUCUGUACAAGUUUUGGCGCAAAAUAGAGGUUAUUGUGUUUAUUAUCCUUCAGAUAUUUUGCAGAGCGCGUGAAGAAAAUUUUACGAACAGCUUACUGUAUUCAGCUUGGGAUGUUUUCUUUCGAGUGUUCUCUGCUACGACUGAAUGAACAAAAAAGGAUUUCCCCUCUUCUGUAAUAACCAUAAAACCCUCUCUCAUCUUAGAUCAAAUUUGAAAAGAAGAAUUGUCGUAGUGGACGUAAGGUUUGAAAAUUGAGGAAUAUCGCUCGGGUGAUGUUCUCGGAUAUCACCCAGUUUUAGCUGUGGAAUAUUCUAUCACGAGCUGCGUUUAGACCAAUCGCGUACCAGCAAAACUAUUUGAUGGAUCGUAACAAUUGCUACACGUUUGACAGCAAAUUUAAGUAAACUAUUUACAAGUUUGGACAACGGAAAAGGACUUUAACGGGCGCUUUUCUUAAUUUGGAGCUUACCUUUGAUCUUUAUCUAUCAUUAUUUCUUAUCAGCUGAUUUGGAAUAUGAAAACCAACGUAUUUACUGAUGAAGAGGCCCUUCACAAAGAUUCAGAAAUUGGCGGUCAUCUUGAGAACUUAAUUGAAAGAAUCACAAACUCGCUUUCAGGAACAGCGCUCGAUUUCUACAAGCGAGAAUUUGACUUCUUCGACAAAGUUACUGCUAUAUCUGGAACUAUAAGGUAGGUGUAUUAACGAUUAGAGGAUCUACGAAGUGAAUCACGAAAUUGUGAAUGCCAUUAACUCUUUUAACUCUCAUGAGUGACCAAGACAGAAUUUCUUCUUACAAUAUCUAUAUAAUAUCCAGCAGACAAGUGAUGAGAAUAAAGAAAAAUAAAUGGGGAUUAAUUGAUCCAGUAGGGGAUUAUUCGUUGAUCCAAGGAGAAUUUUCUUCUUAUAAAUUGAAAAAAAUCCCUUCAAAGAAUUGUACGCGAGAAGGGCUCUAAUGGUAGCGUUGCAAGACGCGUGCAAGGAGAAUACCUAAGGAGAUCUUGGGAAUGAAAGGGUUAUAAACCUUGAAAAAAAUCGGGACUUCAACAGAGUUGAUUUUGUAGCCUGCGAGAAGGGCUCUAAUGGUAGCGUUGCAAGACGCGUGUUUUUCCGCCCGAGGAGAUUUGAGACGAGUCGGGGACAGACGGCUCACUAGCUUGCGUUGCUCAAAGCCUCGAACUUUCUCGCACGCAAAGAAACGCUCGCGCCGAAGCGCUAAUAAAGAGGAAUUGCUCGCACGUUAAUAAUUUUAUGACUUCAUGAUUUUGGUACGAUGCCCUCGCCAACUGAGCCGCUCACGUUGGGAAAUAGUGAACUAAAUGUUCUUGAGUUCCAUGAAAAAAGAUGAAAUUUAUAAGAAUGUUUACAAAGUGGAUUAAACGUUUUUGAACUGCGAUUUAAAAGAGAAAACCACUUUCGAGAUCGAGGGUGGAAGAUUUUAUCUAUAGAUUCAAGAGCUUUCUCAGAUUUUCAAAACCUGGUCACCAAAAGGUUUCUGGUCUGUCGCCCCGACUGCAUUUAUUAAGCUACUAGUUAAACACCAGAAUGUUAAGAGGAAAUUUUUAUUUUCACGUGAGAGAAAUGUUGUAUGAAUCCUACACUCGUUUCUUUCCAUUGUACAACACAGACCGUACCCCAAAGGUCCAGAACGGAAACAAGCAUGUCUCGAGGCGCUUAGUAAGAUCAAGGCCCAGGAAGGGGUGUAUUUGCCGAGCAACCCAGAGGCCCUGGUGCUGGACAUUGAUCACAAGUCAGGAACGCCAAUGCAGAGUGCAGCUAAGGCCCCAUUCCUCGCGCGGUUUAAGGUCAAACACUGUGGAAUUCAAGAAUUAGAGACCAUGAACUCGUCAAAAGGUAACAACAAAAACCGGAAUGUUAACAAAUCCUGCCACAAGUUCAUUUUCUUCAGUUUCUUCAAUUUCUUGUCUUAAAGGGGAAAGGAGACUUCUCUCUCAAUAAGUUGGGAAAAACACUCGACUACGACUCGUGUUUCUCCCUAUACUUCUUUUGUGCUCUAGCCGCUUCCUGUGUGCUUUACAACAGAAUAGAGCACAGUCAAGGCUUCUCUAUUUGUUAAAUACCAUGUGACCUUAUAAUUUGAAAGUGUAUGAAAAUUACUUUUGUUUUAAAACUUCGUAGAUUUUUCGUCGUCGGAUAGUGAGGACGAAAAAGAAAAAAAUAAGAUCUACUGGCAGGCUGCCAUAUUUAAAGUCGGCGAUGACGUCAGACAGGUAACGUGCGUCUUUUAGAUUGUCUCCCAGCAAUCUUACAUUUCGGUGUGCGUUAUGUUUCCUAUUCCCGUUUUAUCUUACACAACUUGUAGAGUUUGUUGUCAAACGUGCUGUCUUUUUUCUUUAGGACAUGCUGGCACUGCAGGUGAUAUCACUUUUUAAAAACAUCUUCGAGCAAGUUGGAUUAGACGUCUAUCUAAAGCCUUACAGAGUCGUGGCCACUGCCCCUGGGGUAAAAAAAUUCUUGAACUAAAGAUCUUUUACCUUGGAGAACUCUCUCCCGUAAACCGAAUCCCCGACCACUGUUACGUUCAUUGCCUCAGACGAAAAGUAAUUAGCUCUCCUAUCUUACGAUCAAACGAUGAGAAUUUCAUUUCAACAUUUGCUUAUAAUAGUUUUGAUCAUUUUCUGUCUCAGAAUGGUGUUAUUGAAUGUGUACCAGACUCCAAGUCACGUGACCAACUUGGCCGUCAAACCGAGGUGGACUUGUACGAGUAUUAUCAGAAGACGUAUGGUGAUGAAAGCACGUCAGCUUUUCAACAGGUCUGGAUAUCUAACUUCUUUUGUUUAUUAUUAUUAUUAUUAUUAUUAUUAUUAUUAUUAUUUGGUUCAUUAUUAUUUGGUUCAUUAUUAGUUCAUUAUUUGGCAGCCAUUUUAUUUUCUCCAUUUUUAGCCCCUACUUUGUUCUUGGCUAAUACGGCUCUAAGUGACUUAGGAAUAUCUUUUUCUAUAUAAAUUGUUAGCUUAUUUCGCUGGCUUGUUAGAGUAUGUCGUUGAAAAGUUCGGGAAACACGAUUAUUCUGAGCGGGAAAGAAAUUUAAUGUUGUGAUACAUGUUGGAUGAUGUUGUUAUCCUAAUAGAUAUGAUGUAGCUAUCAGAAAGAUUUUCUCAUGGCUAGUCCUCGACUGUUCGCCACAAUCUUGAAAAGUCUUGAAGGCAUGCCGAAAAAUUAAGUUGUUCCUCGUUGAUUUUUCGAAGGCCUUCGUUUAACGGUCGAGAAUUCUCGCUGUUAUUCAUAAAUUUGAGGGUUUAAGGUUGUGUUUAAAGUUUGAGGCAUUUUUGCCUUACCUUGCGUUUCUCUUUGUUGGCUUGUCUUCAGGAAGGUAUUUUUAUUUGUAGUGCCUUUCUUGUUUUAAACCCCAUUUUUUUUUGUUUUUAGGCUCGAGCCAAUUUCAUCAAAAGUAUGGCAGCAUACUCCAUUGUGAGUUUCCUGCUGCAGAUCAAAGACAGACAUAACGGUAACCUAAUGCUGAACAGAGCUGGUCAUAUUAUUCAUAUAGGUAAGCUACAGAAGCCCACCUUGUUCUCAGACUACUCUUAUGUUUUGUGCCACGAAAUAGAAAGCAGACUGGCAUCUCGCAAAAGAUGUCGUACCUUUUUCAAAUCUGUCGUUUGAAUUCUGGGGUAAUCUUCUUUAUCCCCCACUAUCUCCUUCCUCUUUGUGCUUCUUAUGUUUAUUUUAAUUCCUUUAUUUCACAAGUCUGGUUUUUGUAACCCAAACAGAUUUUGGUUUUAUGUUCGAAUCGUCUCCCGGAGGCAACCUUGGUUUUGAGCCUGAUAUGAAACUGUCACAUGAAAUGGUGAUGAUCAUGGGAGGAACAAUGGAGUCCCCCUCAUUUAGGUAAAGUAACGUAACGUAACGUAACGUAACGUAACGUAACGUAACACAGGCAGUAAGCCUAUGCUACUUCUUUGUCUCAAUUUAGGGUAAACUUUCGGUAUCAAAGGAAUAUCUAGCCCUUGCUAGUUAUCUGAUGAUUAUUCUUUUAUCAACUGCUAAGGUUGAUUUACUUGCACACACAAAAUUUGCAGCCCUCGUCAAUGAGUCAGUACUUUGACUGUCUCGAUUUACCGUAUCAAAGGAAUAUCCAGCCAAAUGCUUAUUAUAUAAUGAUUAUCCUAUUAGGAAGCAAACUACCAUAGCCACAAUGUGGUCUGGCAGGAAAAACAUUAAAGUUUUGGUUAAAAUGCCCAUACCAACGUAAAUGAGAUAUAUCUCGUUGAAUUAAGGAAAGAUCAAUGUUCUGAACAGUUUGGAAAAAAUCUAGAAACGUGGUUCUCAUCCACCUCGAUCAAAAUUAAAGCUGGCUCGUAACGCUCCUCUUUUAGGACUGGUCGACUCACUGUUAGGUCUCACCACUGAAAUACGGCGGUUCCCUGGUUCACUGGUCUUCUAAGUUGCGAACGUUUUCUCUGCACUCUUUCCCAACGUGAAAUAUCUUCACGUCGCAGUUAUACGACUUCGGAAUCCAACUGUGACAGUUUUUACUCUUCACACAGAAGGCCUCUCACAUGUGAACCUCGACAAAUCCCAGCUCACCAACGAUUUCACGGGAAAUAAAUUUACGUACGACUUACCGCAAAGUCAUAACUGGCUAACGCUUCAACCCUCGUGGAGCAUUCUGGACAACUUUGCGCAAUUUUACCUGUAUCUCUGAUCAAAUGUUGAUAUAAUUCAUUUUUUAGAUGGUUCAUGGAUUUGUGUGUGAAGGCCUAUCUUUCAGUCAGGUGAGAUAAAGUGGCGUAGAAAAACGCUUCACACUCGUUUUUUCUUUGCAUCUGACUUUACGUAGCUUUGGUUUUUGUUUUGUGAUUUAUUUUAUUCAACAUUGACUAUCCUCUUCCCUCCUGUCAGGCCUUACCAGGAAGCAAUCGUAUCCCUUGUUGCACUGAUGUUGGACACUGGUCUGCCAUGUUUCCGGGGGGAAACACUCAAAAGACUCAGGUGAUUAAUGAUGAAAGGGUAGUCUUUAAGUUCACCGCUUUAAUUGAUGAUGUAGAGAUAUUUAUAUUUAUUUUUGUUAGACGAAUAGAUUUUGGAACUGUAACUUAAAAUAGAUGUUUGAGUUUUUGCUCUGUGACAAACUACGAGUUACUCUGUAGUCCUAUGUCCAUCGCGUUGGAUUUAACUUUACGAUAAACAUCUCGUCAGGCGUUUUCAUUUGUUUUGUUUUUUGUGUAUAACAGAGCAAGAUUCAGCCCGGCACAGAGCGAGAGAGAAGCAGCCGCAUACAUGGUGAAAGUUAUUCGUGACUCUUAUCUAAACUACAGGUGAGAAGAGUGGUGAGCUGUGAUCUCGCCUUUCUCGUCAGACCUUUUUUCUUAACUCUCAAAAUGCAUUUAUCCACCAAGGAGUGGAAAGGGUUCCGGCAAACUGUUAGGUAAACCUACUAAAAUGAUGAAAGUUACCUACGGGAGACUGGUAUACCAUGGGGGGGGGGGGGUGUUAAUUCUUCGAGCUUUGUGACAUUCACCUUCUCCAUCUGGUGGCAUUUUGUACUACUAAUCAUGAGAAAUCCUUCAAAAAGGAAAAGUAUUCAUGCCAUGCUAUUUCUCCCAAGAAGUUUGCUGCUUUUUGUUCACUAUUUGGACUAGUUACUCUUCAACUCCAGGGACUACUUCUUCACAUAAAAAUACCGGUCGCCAUUUCACAAGAGGAUUUAUUUUUGGUUUUCACUUUUUGAGAGCGUCUGAAAUUGUGAUCUAUUUUUCCUUUGCAGGACCCGAGUUUACGAUUUGAUUCAGUUGGCCCAAAAUCAGAUUCCAUGCUAG